Molecule: messenger RNA, 876 nt
Organism: Ctenocephalides felis (cat flea)
Lineage: Eukaryota; Metazoa; Arthropoda; Insecta; Siphonaptera; Pulicidae
Product: zinc finger MYM-type protein 5-like
Exons: 1
Coding region: 1-876 (291 amino acids)
Source: RefSeq, a predicted model, not a curated record
AUGUCUGGAGGAUCAUCUAGAGACAGAGAUAUAGGUAGAAAAUGGGAAUCCGGCGCAUUAAAAAGAAAAAGAAAUGCUGUAACUGUUAUGUCUAAUCAAGCUCUGAGUUUAAGUAUGAUGAAAUUUCUCAAGAAAUCUUCAGCUGGUGUCACCGUUUCACGGUCACCCGAAGAAACUUCAGUUUCAGAGGUAUCAUCAAACGAAAAUUUAGCUGAAAGUUCGUUACCUGGAACAUCAGGCGAAUCUGCUAUGAUCCAAGUGUCCGAACCCAAUAAAGAGUUGGAAAGUGAAACGAUGUGUGAUUCAAAAAAUCAAGUACAAGAAGUUCAUUUAAAAGAGUCAUUUAUAGACUUAGAUCCAGGAAAGUGGGUAUUGCCAUUAAACAAUGCACAACGUCAUGACCUAAUUCAAAACGGACUCAAUCAAAAUUUAGGGAUAUCUGAUGAAAGUUCCCCAAAAGACGCAAAUAAUAGACAUUUUUCCAAAUUUCAUUUCACUCGAAAAUUAAGUAACGGCGAAACGCAACAUCGCAGAUGGCUAGUUUACUCCAUUUUUCAAGAUAAAGUUUAUUGCUUUCCAUGCAGACUUUUUUCACAUUUACAGACACAGGUAGUUAUGGAAGGAUGUUGUGACUGGAAAGAUUUGAGCCGAAUAUUACAAAGACAUGAACAAAGCCAAGGACACAUGGAAUGCAUGAUUAAAUGGAUGGAAUUAUAUAAAGGAAUAAAACACGGAAAAACAAUAGAUAAGGAUAAUGAAAGAUCGAUUAAAGACUCGCAAAGGUACUGGUUUAACUUAUUUGAAAGAAUGAUUGAUAUAAUAAACUACUUAGCUGUACACAACUUAUCAUUUAGAGGCCAUCGGGGAAUCUCUUAA